This is a messenger RNA of Lemur catta (Ring-tailed lemur), 1560 nucleotides long. It is a transcript of the gene FHIT, whose product is annotated as fragile histidine triad diadenosine triphosphatase. The transcript is spliced from 3 exons. The record is from RefSeq and is a predicted model, not a curated record. Bases 785 to 1231 code for a protein of 148 amino acids. NCBI's taxonomy places the organism in Eukaryota, Metazoa, Chordata, Mammalia, Primates, Lemuridae. Gene Ontology annotation, biological process: diadenosine triphosphate catabolic process; purine nucleotide metabolic process; negative regulation of proteasomal ubiquitin-dependent protein catabolic process. Gene Ontology annotation, cellular component: cytoplasm; plasma membrane; nucleus. Gene Ontology annotation, molecular function: ubiquitin protein ligase binding; bis(5'-adenosyl)-triphosphatase activity.
CAGGCCGGGAGCCGAGAUGUCCCGGAAAGCCUCGAGAGGCGGGGUUUUUGGUAACUCGGCGGUUACUCGCCUCCCUCAUUUCGUGUGACCACGGAUCUUUAAAUUUGGCCCGUCCCAGUCGGUUAUAGAAGUCGGAUUGAAGAAUACGGAAGAGAGUUGACUCCAGGUCGACUCAUCCUAGAUCACGUGUUCUUCCAGAGGCCGUACUGAGGUCAUCUUUGCAGCCUGUAAAUUUUCCGGCUGAUGGUCUUACGGAGAGGCUGAAAACAACUUAUAACGUGGUAUGGAAAAAGGAAGCAUGCCUGGAAAACCUGAUUUCUUUAAAUGGAAGAUUAAGUUCUUAUAGAGCAAAUGAAUUUCUAUUUUACAAGUUAACCAUAUAUUAUACUUAGCCUUUCAUGUUAGAAUUUAGCUACCUUUCCCAAAAAUAUAUGUACACAUUGCAUUUUAGAUUGGAGAGAACUCAAAUUCAGAUAGUCUAAAUUUACUGCAUCUUGUUUAACAUACCAGGCCAAGACUUUUGAAUAGACACUUGGCACUAGAAAAGAGAAAAUAACUUACCUAUUAUGAAAAUGACAUGGUGUUAAAAUACAUGCCACAAUCCAGCAUUACAAAUGCUUUAAAAAGCUGAAUCAGAAGCACACAGAGAAAAGGCCUUGUGAAGACACAGCAAGCGGGAAGGAAGCCAAACACAAGCCAAGGAGAGAGAUCUCAGGAGAAACCAAAUCUGCUGACACCAUCAUUGCAGACUUUCAGCCUCCAGAACUACUUCAACUGUGAGGAAAUGUCAUUCAGAUUUGGCCAACAUCUCAUCAAGCCCUCUGUGGUAUUUCUUAAAACAGAACUGUCCUUUGCUCUUGUGAAUAGGAAACCUGUGGUACCAGGACAUGUCCUUGUGUGCCCACUGCGGUCAGUGGAGCGCUUCUGUGACCUGCGUUCUGAUGAAGUAGCUGAUUUGUUUCUUGCAGCCCAGAGAGUUGGGACAGUGGUGGAGAAACAUUUCCAGGGGACCUCUCUCACCUUUUCCAUGCAGGAUGGCCCUGAAGCUGGACAGACUGUGAAGCACGUUCAUGUCCAUAUUCUUCCCAGGAAGGCUGGAGACUUUCACAGGAAUGACAGCAUCUAUGAUGAGCUCCAGAAACAUGACAAAGAGGAGGAUUCCCAGGCCUCUUGGAGAUCAGAGGAGGAAAUGGCGGCAGAAGCAGCAGCUCUGCGGGUCUACUUUCAGUGACACAGGCAUGAAAGUAACUCAAACAAAUCCCAAGGUAUAAGGAAAUGAGCUUCAUUCUCUAGAGCUCUGCAGCAUUGAAAAUGAAGCUAAGCAGAGUUCAUUAUAUCUUAUAAUUCUGCAACCUUUUGCGAAGCAUUUUGUUACCCUUUUGGAAACUAUUGGGGUCGUUUCAGUCAUAAUGACUGGCAGCCUAACUUCAAAACAAGAGCAUCUACAGCUCUUCCACACUUCCUUGGCUAUGUAGUUAGAAUAGAACCUUUUCUAAAUUGUCCCUUGACCUGGAUGGAAAUAAAAUGGUAGUUAAAAUAAUAAUAAUAAUAAAAAGCUGA